AGAGGAAACGCGUUUAAUGAGGUCAUUUCUUCUGUCGUCCACCCACACACACAUACACACACACACACACACACACAGAGAGAGAGAGAGAGAGCCGGAGAAACGAGUUAAAGCGGAACACUACAGACAUACAGAAAAGCCCAUUCUUGACUGACGGACACGCUGAACCCUUCGUGAUGUUUCCUGAUUCAUCCACAGGGUGCACUUAUGAGGAGUGUAAGGCCACAGCUGAUUGGCUGCUGGCUCAGGCCCCAGUGCGCCCCCUGCUGGGGAUCGUGUGCGGCUCCGGACUCGGAGGACUGGCAGAGAUGCUGAAAGAUCCUCUGGUGAUCAAGUACAGUGACAUCCCGAGCUUCCCUCAGAGCACCGUUCACGGUCACGCUGGAAGGCUGGUGUUCGGCACGCUUAAAGGAACGCCGUGUGUUUGCAUGCAGGGCAGGUUUCACCUGUAUGAAGGAUACCCCAUUCAGAAGACCACGAUGCCGAUCCGUGUGUUUAAGCUGAUGGGUGUUGAGACGGUCAUCCUGACCAACGCCGCCGGAGGACUCAACCCAGACUUCACUGUGGGAGACAUCAUGGUCAUCAAAGACCACAUCAAUAUUCCCGGAUUCGCUGGAAACAACCCGCUGGUGGGAGCGAACGACGAGAGGUUCGGUCAGCGGUUCCCGUGUAUGUCAGAAGCGUAUGACCGCGGUCUGCAGCAGAUGGUUCACGCGAUCGCAGCGGAGCUGGGUUACUCUUCCUUCAUGCAGGAGGGUGUGUACAGUGUGCUGGGCGGCCCGUCCUUCGAGACCAUCGCCGAGUGCAGAAUGCUGCGCUCCCUCGGAGCCGACGCCGUCGGCAUGAGCACGGUUCACGAGGUGAUCGUGGCGCGUCACUGUGGGAUGAGGGUCGUGGCUCUGUCUCUGAUCACCAAUCAGGCGGUGAUGGACUACGACAGCGAGAAGAAAGCCAAUCACCAGGAGGUUCUGCAGACGGGGGAACUGAGGGCGCAGCAGAUGGAGAAACUGGUCUCCACCCUGGUGUCCCGCAUGCAGCUGCAAAACAACCAGCACUAAAGCACUGAGCCACUCGCUGACCGCCAGACGCUCGCUGACCACACGGAUACUAGUCAGACAUCUUUAUACUGCAGGGACAAUGGGAACAAUUUCACAUCAAACAAUCCUGAAAGAUAUAUAGAGAGGUUUGAAACUUCUGCUUCUGUCAUCGCCAAAGUUAUUCUACUUUAAACGGAGUACUUUAAUAAGUAUUUAUUGUGUCCAAACGUCUUAAGCGUGAUUUAUUUAAAACUUUAAUUAAUCAAGUGGAAAAUAAUGCACAAACAUAUCCAGUCUUGAAGAAAAUUGGCAUUAUGUUUUUGAUUUUAUAAAAGAAGAAUGUUACUGAAUUCAUUGUGAAGUACUGAACUUAAGAUUACUGUAUUUAUGUGACCUAUUUAUGUAAAGCAGCUUAAACUAUAAGGUUUUUGAGGUUGUUUUAACUUGCACUAAAUGAUGGAGUACUGUGGUGUUUUGUGUGUCAGUUUUAAGAUCUGAAUCGCUGUUUUACUGACUUUUACCAGCACUUUUCCCAAAGACAUUUAUUUUAUUGACCUGAACCUUGAAAUCGCACUUCAGGCUUUACUGAUGUUUCUGUGUGAUCUGCUUCAAUGCAAUUAAAGAUAAUGUUGUACCAACA
Messenger RNA from Carassius gibelio (silver crucian carp), 1677 nucleotides. It is a transcript of the gene pnp5b, whose product is annotated as purine nucleoside phosphorylase 5b. Gene Ontology annotation, molecular function: purine-nucleoside phosphorylase activity. Gene Ontology annotation, cellular component: cytoplasm. The record is from RefSeq and is a predicted model, not a curated record. Bases 177 to 1058 code for a protein of 293 amino acids. Gene Ontology annotation, biological process: nucleoside metabolic process. The transcript has 6 exons. NCBI's taxonomy places the organism in Eukaryota, Metazoa, Chordata, Actinopteri, Cypriniformes, Cyprinidae.